CCUUUAGAUGACGUCAUCCGCAAGUGCCGUAACCAGGCGUGCAACCACCGCCUCUGCCUCUGGGAGUUGAAGUUUCUGGAGGAGGACCGGACGCGUGGAGCGGUGGGCACUUCAGAAAGGCUUUCUGACCGCACCCUGGCGUUCCCCAUCGGCCCCGCGGCUUGAUUUUCAGAAACAACCAACAUGUCGUCUGAGAUGCUGCCAGUGUGUCUUGCGACUCCUAAUGUGGGAAGAGAGCCAGGUGUAAGUGAUGGUGAAGAGGAUGGGCAGAAGCCAAGCUUAGAUGCAGGGACUGAGCCAAUAUCUAAGCGGCAGAUGAAGAAGCUGAUGAAGCAGAAGCAGUGGGAAGAACAGCGAGAACUUCGGAAGGAAAAACGAAAAGAAAAGCGCAAGAGAAAGAAAUUAGAACGACAGUGUCAGCUGGAAUCUAGUUCAGAUGGGAGCGACAGAAAACGCAUCCGAAGACAUGGUGUCCAUAGCAGCCUCCGCCUUAUCAUCGACUGCAGUUUUGACGAUUUGAUGGUGUUAAAGGAUAUUAAGAAGCUUCAUAAGCAGAUUCAACGAUGUUACGCAGAAAACCGACGAGCGUCACACCCUGUGCAGUUUUAUUUGACAAGCCAUGGAGGUCAGCUGAAGAAGAACAUGAAUGAAAACGACAAAGGAUGGGUCAACUGGAAGGAUAUCCACAUCCAGUCAGAGCACUAUAGUGAACUCAUAAAAAAAGAAGACCUGGUUUAUCUGACAUCAGACUCUCCUAAUGUACUGAAGGACUUAGAUGAAUCAAAGGCCUAUGUGAUUGGAGGCUUAGUGGACCACAACCAUCACAAGGGUCUCACACUUAAGCAAGCAUCCAGUUACGGAAUUGAGCAUGCACAGCUCCCUCUUGCAGAUUUUGUGAAGAUGAACAGUCGCAAAGUCCUGGCAGUUAACCACGUGUUUGAGAUUAUCCUGGAGUUCUUGGAAACAAGAGACUGGCAAGAGGCGUUCUUUACCAUCUUACCCCAACGGAAAGGAGCUGUUCCUGCACACAAAGCCAGUGAAAACUCUCCUCAGGACCAGCAGCCCCGGCCAGAAGCGGGGGGCAGUUCCAGCGAGGGAGAGCAGUCCAAGAAUGACCCCGACUCACCACAGAGAGAAGAGCAGGGCCAGCAGAGCAACCAGCCCGGUGUCCUCAGUGAGUCCCGUCCACAGUGACCAACCUUCCCUAGC
Phodopus roborovskii (desert hamster) is the source of this 1209-nucleotide messenger RNA. RefSeq names its product tRNA methyltransferase 10 homolog A. NCBI's taxonomy places the organism in Eukaryota, Metazoa, Chordata, Mammalia, Rodentia, Cricetidae. Gene Ontology annotation, molecular function: tRNA binding. The transcript is spliced from 8 exons. Gene Ontology annotation, biological process: tRNA N1-guanine methylation. The coding region runs from base 184 to 1194 and encodes 336 amino acids. The record is from RefSeq and is a predicted model, not a curated record. Gene Ontology annotation, cellular component: nucleus; nucleoplasm; cytosol.